CUGCCCCCAGCCCGACCGCGUGAUUUUGCAAGAGUUAUGGCGACGAUUGUGGGCUUGCUGGGAAAAUUACUGAGUCCUUCUGUCCCAAGCACUAGACUUCCCCUAGAGCCGAUUAUCAGGCUGUUGAGGAUCUAGUGUCACACCGAUAACUAGGUAUGUUCGACACGGACGACCGUAACGCCGAGGACUCCUUCGCAGAAUGGGAUCUGUGCAUGCCUCUCGUCGCCGACAGCGCCAUCAACCCUGGCUUCCGAAUCAGGAACCACCCCAACGGCGAAACCCACCGCGUCCAUCUCACCGGCUACGACCGGCAUAACACGAUGGUCGUUCGCGGCCGGCUAUUUCACGUAAUCCACGGCAGGUUAAGCCCGGAUGACAGCACACCGGCCACGCUGAUUGUGUUCGAGUGGCUGCUAAUACCGGGGAAGCUGGGCCGGCGAUUCCGCCAAGUCCAGGUCGACGUAACGUUCGCGCCUCACGGCCGGCGGCCCGGCACCCUGCCGAGCGACGACCUGUCCGAGUAUACGCCGCAGGUCCGCGUCGUGGCACCCGACGUGCCCGCUGUGUCGUACAUAACGCGCCGCGGCGUGACGAGCGAGAGGUAUAACACGGCGGGCUUGCGGGCGGGCUACGACCCCUUUGCCGCGGCCACGGCCGACGUGUCCCGGGGCAGGGUCGAGACGACGGAGCGCACCGACUACCGCUUCGUCGCCGGGUACCCCGCUUUCGUCCGCAAGACGUGGGGCGACCCGAACUCGGUGCACUGGACAAUGCAGGAGAACGCGCCGCAGGAGAGCGGCGUGCCGCACCUCUGCCGGCGACCGGAAAAAUUCCGGAAGGCGGUGGGGCGGAUUCCCGAGGACGACCCGGUCUAUUUUGAUCCUCGUCCCGUUCCGGGCGUCCCCCACGGCGCCGCUGUGCUGUACGGCCCGAGGGACAACGUGCGUAACCAGCAGAGCCCAUGCGACAAGGAUAACCUCGGUGCUAUGGAUCUGACCCGUUCCCUGGUUGUCGAAGAUGAGCAGCCGAGAGUGGGUUAA
Molecule: messenger RNA, 1040 nt
Organism: Durotheca rogersii
Lineage: Eukaryota; Fungi; Ascomycota; Sordariomycetes; Xylariales; Xylariaceae
Exons: 2
Coding region: 156-1040 (294 amino acids)
Source: RefSeq, a predicted model, not a curated record